Pochonia chlamydosporia 170 is the source of this 2670-nucleotide messenger RNA. RefSeq names its product protein kinase. Gene Ontology annotation, molecular function: ATP binding; protein serine/threonine kinase activity. Bases 1 to 2670 code for a protein of 889 amino acids. The record is from RefSeq and is a predicted model, not a curated record. The transcript has 5 exons. NCBI's taxonomy places the organism in Eukaryota, Fungi, Ascomycota, Sordariomycetes, Hypocreales, Clavicipitaceae. Gene Ontology annotation, biological process: intracellular signal transduction; protein phosphorylation. Gene Ontology annotation, cellular component: cytoplasm.
AUGCAGUCAGCCAAGGGGAAGGCUGAUGUGCAGGGGCGCAAGGCAAAGCUUGCGAAUUCGUAUCAGCAGCUGUUGGACGAAUUCUCCAGUAGCGACCUGAAAUCCGUUGGAAAUUAUACCCUCGGCAGAUUAAUAGGAAAAGGAUCAUUUGGAAAAGUCUACCUCGCAACACACAAACUCACCAACGGGUCCAAGGUCGUUUUAAAGUCUGCUCAUAAAGACGAUGCAAACCUCGCGCGCGAAAUUCACCACCACAGGCAGUUUGUCCACCCGCACAUUGCACGACUAUACGAGGUCAUUGUAACAGAAAACUUGGUGUGGCUGGUUUUGGAAUAUUGUUCAGGUGACGAACUUUACAACUACCUUCUCGAACAUGGACCACUACCUGUUGGUAAGGUGCAAAAGAUAUUUAGCCAACUCGUCGGCGCUGUAUCGUACGUCCACUUCCAGUCAUGCGUUCAUCGCGACCUGAAACUCGAAAACAUCCUCCUCGAUAGACACGAAAACGUCAAACUCGUCGACUUUGGUUUCACGAGGGAGUACGAGGGUCGCACGAAUUACCUACAAACCUUUUGCGGCACAAUAUGCUAUGCGGCACCGGAAAUGCUCAAGGGAGAGAAAUAUGCUGGUGAAAAGGUAGAUGUAUGGAGUUUGGGGAUUAUAUUGUACGCGCUGCUAUGCGGAGAACUACCCUUCGAUGACGACGACGACAACGUUACGCGAACCAGAAUACUGUCUGAGGAACCAAAGUAUCCUGACCACCUGACUCCCGAUGCCCUUUCGCUACUCAAGCUGCUGCUUUCAAAACGACCGCUCCCGCGACCUUCGCUCCCCGAUAUCUUGGCCCACCCGUUCCUGGCAGAACAUGCUCCCGCACAACAAGCGAUUCUUGACGUCAGGGCACACUCACCAUUUGCUACAGCCCUGGAAAAGGAUUGCCUCCAACGUAUGCGAAGUGCUGGUGUAGACAUUGAUGCUGUAAUUGAGAGUGUCUUGGCGCAAAAAUGCAAUGCUCUAUCCGGUUGGUGGACAUUGCUCUUGGAGAAGGAGGAACGAAAGAUGAUGAGGAGAGAUCGCAAGCGACAAGAAAAGGAGCUUGAAAAAAGUUUACGACGGUUGUCUGCCGCUUCAAGCCGACUCGACCGCAUGACUCCUGUUUUGCAAGAUGUCGAUGAAGACGGUGGCCUGACGAGCCAGUUUAUAAGACUCGGCGAGCACGGCGGCCCCAGACGAGGACGAUCGGAGCGAAGGAGCGCACAUUACCACGGCGAUUUUACAGUGACGGACUUGCCACUGCUUCCAGAAUCUGGGAGAUCUCAAGAAGAUGUCCCCCCGACUCCCAUUGACAAAGACUCGAUUCGAUCUGUAUCAACCUCGCGGCACCGCCGACCCAUUCCACCACCAAAGGAAGGGGUGAUUCGAAGCGCCAGGUCUAGGGGAUCUACCUUGCAUUUGGUGACGACAUCUGAUACCUUGGGCGUGAGAAGCAACGGCGGUACCUCCCAAAAUAAUCAACAAAAUGGACAGCCUAAGCCGAAGAAGAAGCCCAGCCAAGCCAUUAUCGCCCACUGGAAGAACUUAUCACAUUGGUUUAUUGAGAACACGACGAAACGAAGGAAGGGCCACGAACGGAGGACGAGCCGGAGCACGCCGAAUUUGCAUCUGAAGCACGGGUCCAAUAACGGCAGCGGCAAAGAUGCGAGCCCAAGACCACAGACAAGCAAGUAUCCGACCUCGAGUUCCGUUAACAGCGGUCAUCCGACGGUACCCUUGCCAAAGGGCGUAGUAGCGAACGGAUUGGCCAAGGCACUACCGAGUAAUGGCCAAAUUGGCACACCCACCAGAACACCUUCUGGCUCAUCCGUAACCCCGUCUGCUCACAUUCAGCCUCUCCGACCAAGAGUAGCCACGGCUUCAUCAUAUAAGCGGCAGUCCUUGUCUCCCGCCCCGGUAACUCCCCGAUCAGCCAUGCGCCGGUCCUCUGCUGGAUUACGGGGGAGGAAAUCCACUUCGUCAUCAGUCUCUUCCAUACGAUCGCUACAUCACCACCGUCAUUCCCAUUCAAAAGCUUCAUCAACUAGCUCAGCCGGUUCAGUUUCCACGUCAAAAACGCCACUCGGUCGUGGACAGUCACCUCACCAUUCAGUCAAGGUGCUGCCAGCUACACCAACGGCCAAUUCGUUCCCAUCCAACAUUCGCCUUGUUCGAGGGUCCCCAGCGCCACCGCCGUUGCGACUGUACGAUGAGGGAAUGCCCAGUGGAAACAACCAGCAACAGCCUCCCGGCUCACCGAAUCCGUUCGCCUCUGGGGUAUUGUUCGCUAAGCGAAAGAGGAACAUCUUCAAAGGACCCUCACUAAACUUUGGCGGGCUUGGCCCUCACGGCAGCCGGAACACGGGCUCCGGGUCGCACUCACGGAGUGGAAGCGGCUCAGCACUUGGUCGACGAUCCGGGGAAAUCACCAUCCAAGAAGAGGAUGAAGAACCGGUGGUCGAAGAAGAAGACGAAGACGAAUUUGAAGAAGUAGAAUCUUUCCAGCCUAUUGUUGGCAGGCCCGGGGAAAUUAUAGAAGAACAGAUUCUCGAAGACGAGCAGCCGACGACGCCAGCUGUCGAAAGUCCAACGGCUACAACUGCACCGCCCGCGACAGCCGUGGAGGCGGCCAAAUGA